UAAAUAGUUCAAAGGAAUGCAAUACGCCACACGAUUGGCCAAUCUUCCUGGACUUCCUCCGCUCGAUCAUCCACGAUCGAACGGCUAAAAAUCCACGCUAUGCAUUCAUCCCAAGAUCUAGCGAUCAGCACAAACCAGUUUCAGUAACCUGCAAAUAAUCAAAGAUUCACUUUUUGAAAUCAUGGAAGCGGGGGGCUCCCCAAGAGGCGAGAACUCCUUCUGCAACUGCGCGUAACUAAUUGCAGAAAUAAAGAAUAAAAAUUAAAGAAAGCAAGGCGGGAAGGAGGAGUUAUCCGGUUUUGUGUUGCUGAUUGCGAUAUUUAGGGUGGAUUUUUUAGGGUUUUUUUUCUGAUCAAAAUGGUCGGAUUUGAGCUAUUUUUGAGAUGGAUUUGAUUGAUUGAUGUUGAGGAGCGUGAGAUGGAUCGGCGGAGCUGGCUUUGGAGGAGGAAAUCAUCGGAGACGGAGAGCUCUGGAUCAGUGUCCUCUUAUUCCGAGCGCUUUUAUGAAGAACAGGAGGGUCUGAGAGUUUCAUCUGUUAAUGCUUCUCCAAACAACACUCAGUCGCCGGAAAUUUCAUCGAAACUGAUGGUUUAUGAUCCUAAUGAGACCAUAACGAGUUUGAACGAGAAGUUAUCAGCUGCUUUGCUAAGCAUCAGUGCUAAAGAAGAUCAGCAGCAUGUGAAAGUUGCAGAAGAAGCUGUUACAGGGUGGGAAAAGGCUGAGGCGGAUGUUGCUGCUCUAAAAAAGCAGCUUGAACUUGUUUUGCAGAAGAACUCUGCUCUUGAAGAUCGAGCAAAACAGCUUGAUGCGGCCCUAAAGGAAUGUGUUAGGCAGCGAAGGCAAUCGAGAGAGGAACAAGAGCAAGUUUUCCGUGAUGCGCUGACGAAGAAGAUGAAGGAAUGGGAGAACAAAAAAUUUGAUCUUGAAACCCAAAUCAUUGAGCUUCAAGCGAAGCUCGAAGUAAAAGCUGAGACAGCCUCCUCCAUUAUUGAUCAUCAAAUGUGCCUAAAACUUCAAGAACUGGAGAAAGAAAAGUCUUCUCUCCAAAUCGAACUGCUUGCAAAAACUGAAGAUCUCCAUCUUAGAACACUGGAAAGGGACAUUAGCACUCAAGUAGCAGAGACUGCAAGUAAACAACAUUUGGAAAGUAUAAGGAAGUUGGCCAUGCUUGAAGCCGAGUGUCGUAAGCUCCGAGCUGCAAAUCGUAAAUCUUCUCCUCUUAACACCGUCGUUAGCUCGGCUUGUGUCGAAUCUGUUCAAAACAAAGCAACCAAAAGAAAUCUUAAUGCGGCUACUGUUGAAACCAGUCUAAUGGAUGAUUUUCUUGAGAUGGAAAGGCUUGCCGCGUUGCCUGAAGCUUGUCAUGAAAGCUCAAGUCGCAAAAUUGACUGCGACUCCAACCAAUUGGUUACUACAGAUGGUCCAUCGAUGGUGGAAGUAGAAGUUUUGCGCAGGGAAUCGGCUGAGCUGACUCAAAAGAUUGUUAUGUUUGAAGCUGAGAAAACGGAAAUGGAGAUGGCUUUGUCUGAAACUCGUAACCAGCUUAAGGUUACUUGUGAUAAAAUAAAGAUGGCUGAUAACAGGUUGAUUGAGCUGCAACAGGAGCUGAGUGCAGCUAAUGGAUUAAAGCACAUAUUUGAUGCACAAAUGGAGGAAGUUGAUGCUAAGAGAAAAGAACUGGAGUGUCAGCUAAAGUCUGCACAAUUGGAGAUUAGUAAGCUCAAUGAGGAAGCUAUUAGCUUAUUGGAAGGAAACUUUGAGCUCCAAACCAAGGUUCAGACUUUAGAAGCUAAACUAAAGGAGGAAGAAGCACUCUCUGCAAAACUUGCUGCUAACAUGGAAGAUGAAGAAGCAAAUAGAAAGAAACUGAGCGUAGAGCUUGAAUCAGCCACUAUGGAAUCUGUGAAGCUGAGGGAGAGGAUCAGGUUAUUAGAAGAGGAAGUGGAGCACUGGCAAUCUCAGCUGAGUUCAGCUAAUUUUGAAGUCAGGCAACUGCAUGACAACGUAAGUUCGCUGGAAAGAAUUAUUGAUGAAGAAAGAGCGGCAUCAACAGAAUUUAACGCUGAAGCAGAAGCUACUAUGGUGGCAAAGAAGAUUGAAGUGGAGGAUCUGUAUAAGAAGGCAAACUUACUGGAAAGGAAAGUGGAAGAGGAGAGAGCAAUUUCUGCAGGAUUAGCAGCAAGCAGAGAAGAAAUGGAGACUCAGCUGGAGUCAGCACAUUUGGAAGUUAAGAGGCUGCAAGACAUGGUGUCAUCAUUGCGUCAGGAAGUAGAUGAAGAGAAGCCAAUUUUUCUGCAAAUGUCCACAAAGAAGCAAGAAGACAAGAUUAUGUUGAGAAAGGAGAGGGAUUUUGUUAUGUCUUCUGAAAUGUUUGUUGCCUGCCAAAAGACUAUAGAUUCGAUUAGCCAGCAGCUGAAAUCAUUAAGUAAUUUUGAGAAUUUAAUGAUAGAAUCCGAAGGUGUGGGGUGUCAUCUUCAAUACUGAAUAUUGGGGGUGAAAGACUAUCACAUGGAUGCACCAAAAUUAGUAGGAGCUGUGUACAUAAGGUUUUUUUCUCUUCUCCUUAAGCUUGUGCUUAAACUUCCAUAUCUGUAGCAAGAAAAAAAAAAGGAACUAAUACAUGUGUGGCUAUAAUUUAGUUGAUUUGGGCGAGAGAACUAUUAUAUUCAAUCUUAAUUUGUUUAUUUUGUGGACACUGUAGCAAGAUAACUCAUUUUUUUA
Messenger RNA from Phalaenopsis equestris, 2721 nucleotides. RefSeq names its product filament-like plant protein 3. NCBI's taxonomy places the organism in Eukaryota, Viridiplantae, Streptophyta, Magnoliopsida, Asparagales, Orchidaceae. The record is from RefSeq and is a predicted model, not a curated record.